GACACCGGGGCGCGGGGCUCUAAAGGACGGCGCGGCUCCGCGUCCCGCAGACGGCCAUGGCCGCCGCCGCGCAGUAUCUACCGCGCUCAGCCGCGCUGCUGCACCCGGACGGUGACCGGCUGCAUCAGGGCACCACGUACCGCGAGGUGCAGAAGAUGAUGCACCACGAGUACCUGCAGGGUUUGGCUCCUGCCGCCGCCGGGCACGCCGUCGGGUUGGCGCACCAUCAGUGGUUGCCCAGCGCCGGUACGGAUUGGGGUAGUGGUGGUGGAGGAGGAGGCGGUGCGCACCUUCAACCGGCUGCCGAGCACGGGAAGGGCGGCCCGGGAGGACCCCGCGAGGAGCUGCCCCCCGCCGCUGCCUUCCACCCGCGGCCGCACUUGGUGCCGCAGCCCGGCGGGUGGGCGCAGGGAGCGGGGCCGCCCCCUCACCUGCCCCCGAUGUCGCCGCCGUCGGGGCAGCCGCUGCUUUACGGGCAGCCGUACGGCGGCAUCAAUGGGAUGCUGGGACCGCCCGGCCCCGCGCUGCACCACGGGCACGGGCUGCGAGACCCGCUGGGAGCCGAGGAGGCGGCGGGACACGAGCUGGCGGCUUCUCCGCCGCCGCCGCUGGGGCCGCCCGAACCGUCGGAUGAGGAUGCGCCGAGCUCCGACGACCUGGAGCAGUUCGCCAAGCAGUUCAAGCAGCGGCGCAUCAAGCUGGGCUUCACUCAGGCCGACGUGGGGCUGGCGCUCGGUACCCUGUACGGGAACGUCUUCUCGCAGACCACUAUCUGCCGCUUCGAGGCGCUGCAGCUGAGCUUCAAGAACAUGUGCAAGCUGAAGCCUCUGCUCAACAAGUGGCUGGAGGAGACGGACUCCAGCACGGGCAGCCCCACCAACCUGGACAAGAUCGCGGCGCAGGGCAGGAAGCGCAAGAAGCGCACCUCCAUCGAGGUGGGCGUCAAGGGCGCCCUGGAGAACCACUUCCUCAAGUGCCCCAAGCCCUCGGCGCACGAGAUCACCUCCCUGGCGGACUCCCUGCAGCUGGAGAAGGAGGUUGUGCGGGUCUGGUUCUGCAACCGGCGGCAGAAGGAGAAGCGAAUGACGCCGGCCGGGCUCCCUCACCCGCCCAUGGAGGACGUUUACUCACAGGCGGACACUUCGCCGCUGCACCACGCGCUGCCCGGUUCCGUGCCGUGACCGCCGGCCCCGCCGCUGGGCCCCGACGGCGGCGGCGGAGCGGGCGCGGGCGGCGGGACUCGCUCCGGUUCCUUCCUUCCUUCCUUUCUUCCUCGGACUGGCCCGGCCCGGCCGCCCUCCCCAGCCCUAUUUAUUCGGGCGCCGGAGCCGCUCGGGGCCGCAGCAGAAGUAGCCAAAGGUUUGCGAUCUCUAAUUUAUUCCCUCCCGCGGGGCCCCCGGCUCCGGCCCGGCCGUAGGAUGCGGCAAUGCCCGUCCCGGCCUCUUUCUAUUUAUUUUCUAACCGUGCGCGGAGCUCUCUCCCUCCCGUUGGUAGGUUCGGUUCGGUUCACCCCCCCAUACCUCCCCCCCUUUCCCCUUUGGUUUCGGUUUUUGUUUUUUUUGUUUUGUUUUGUUUUUCGUUUGUAUCUUUAUUGCAAAACCAAUGUAGACUGCGAGGGUACGUUUCUAUUUAUGUUAUAGUAAAUAUUUUAUUACUUACAUAAACCAUUUACCCAGGAA
Molecule: messenger RNA, 1679 nt
Organism: Coturnix japonica (Japanese quail)
Lineage: Eukaryota; Metazoa; Chordata; Aves; Galliformes; Phasianidae
Gene: POU3F1
Product: POU class 3 homeobox 1
Biological process (GO): regulation of transcription by RNA polymerase II; brain development
Cellular component (GO): nucleus
Molecular function (GO): RNA polymerase II cis-regulatory region sequence-specific DNA binding; DNA-binding transcription factor activity, RNA polymerase II-specific
Source: RefSeq, a predicted model, not a curated record